Rotaria sordida is the source of this 375-nucleotide messenger RNA. The record is from the annotation of a GenBank genome assembly. NCBI's taxonomy places the organism in Eukaryota, Metazoa, Rotifera, Eurotatoria, Philodinida, Philodinidae.
AUGCCUUCCAAUGAAUCUAUUGAAAACAUUAAAGCAUUACUUGAUCAAGAAAAUGAAAAAGAUCCAAAUAUUCGUAUUAAUUAUACAAUACAUGAAUCGGUGGAAUUUCUUGAUGUACUUAUCGAAAAUGUUGAAGGAAAGUUGAAAACAUCUAUUUUUCGUAACCCAGCUGCUGAACCAUACAUACUUCCAUAUACAUCUGAUCAUCCACGACAUAUUCAUUCGAACACAAUUUAUACAGCCUUACUUCGUGGUAUUCGUAUUUAUUCAGAUGUUCAUACAUUUGACCACGAAAGAUUAAAUAUUGAAAUAGGCUUACUUCUCAAUGGCUAUCCACCAAAAUUUAUCCAACGACAUUUCAAAGAAUUCUUUUAA